Molecule: messenger RNA, 1028 nt
Organism: Camelina sativa (false flax)
Lineage: Eukaryota; Viridiplantae; Streptophyta; Magnoliopsida; Brassicales; Brassicaceae
Product: putative F-box protein At5g04010
Biological process (GO): SCF-dependent proteasomal ubiquitin-dependent protein catabolic process; gibberellic acid mediated signaling pathway
Cellular component (GO): SCF ubiquitin ligase complex; cytoplasm
Molecular function (GO): protein binding
Source: RefSeq, a predicted model, not a curated record
AUUGGUAAUUAACAUCUAAUACGGCUAUAAAUAUAGAUCCUCAGCUCUAGUUCCAAACUUCAAGAAAACAAUCUUGUUUGUUUCAGAUUUGUGUAAACAAGUAAAGCAAAACCCUCUGAAAUAAACAACUGCCACAUGUCUACUAACGUGUCCUUUGUGUCCUGUCUUGCCACCGUGAAACAAAACCCUCUGAAACGUAAACGCGACGACGAGAUCAAUGAUGAGAAACUCAUACUCAUGAUGGCUAUGCACAAAGAAGAAGAGCAUACCGAGCCGUCUCCACCAUCUUGGGAGCUUCUCUGUCUUGUUGGGCCUUACAUGGAGCCUGAAACUCUAGCCGUAGCCUCUUGCGUCUCCACCACGUGGUCAAAGUGCUUCUCCUCGGAACAUCUAUGGAAGUCUCUACUAGUCACACGUCAUUCUCCUUUCUUCAAAGCCGUCACCAAGGAUUAAAGUAAGCCGGCCUGGCUAUCGUACAAGCGCCUAACAUCCGCAGCUGAAUCUGCCUCAAAACGCCGCCGCAACAUUAAGAUCUCUCUCUCAGAUCUUGUAUUCAUUGUACACGUGUCAGCUUGAUCAAUGGAAGCAGUAGUUGUGAAGCAGGGGAAGGAUCUUGUGUUCGGAUCGAACGAGCGGUUCCAAAUCGAAGCUGACGUUAGCGACUCGGGAUUCACCGCUGAUAUGAAGGACGUGCGCAUGUCGUGGAGCGUCGCAUUAAGGAACUACGAAAGAAUCUUCCAAAUAUCGGAUGCUGUCGUGAAGACACUAGAUACUAAGAUUGGAUGGUUCACCGAUGAACUUCCGGCGACAACAAACCGCUAAAGCGACAGCAGCAAGCUAGUGGGCGACGUGAAGCCAAGUUUUAAAGAAGAGGUUCUUGAUAAAGUCGUCUUCGCAAUGGCAGAUUCAUACAACUGGAAAUCUCUGUUUGUUGACGAUGUCUUGAGAUAUCUCCAAUGUUUUCUUGUCGACUAAAAAAGUUAUCGAGUGUGAGAAUUGUUGAGCAAGUAACCUAGAAGUUUCCAGUA